GGCAUGACUGGUUCCUGCGACUCUGACAUGAUGACUGUGACCUUUGACCUAUGGGUUGCCCCGUGGCUUGACGGAAACCUCAUGCACUUCGCCGACCCCACCUGUAAGGCCAUCAACAAUGGCUCCCACCUCAUCUUAGCCACUAAACUCAGCGACUGCGGGACGACAAGGAACGAAACAGACGAUUAUGUCAUCUACUCCAACAAGGUCCUCAUGUACUCGUCCAAUCACAGCGUCAUCAUCCGGGACCUUCAGCUCGAGGUCCCAGUCACAUGCAAGCUACCACGCAAGUCCGUCGUUUCCGCCCAGUUUACGGCAGACUCCAAUGCCAUAAAGUACAGCCUUGAGAGAGAGGGGAACUUCGACAUUGAGCUGCAAUUCUACGACAGCUUGUCGUUCUACUACGCGUACACGGGACCGGUGGGGCUACAGCUCAACGAGCUGGCGUACGCGCAGGUGCGGCUGUCGUCUGACGACAAUCUCCGCAUCAUGGUGGACUCGUGUGUGGCCACGCCCUCACGGAACCCGGCCGAUACAGUCAUCUACAGCGUCAUCGAAAACAACUGUCCCAAAGACCCCACCGUGAUGACGUACUACACAUCCUCCCCGAAGGUGGAACGUUUCGGGUUCCGAGCUUUCCAGUUCGCCACCGGACAGAACCAAGUCUUCCUGCACUGCCUUGUUCAGGUCUGUGACGGGUCAGACCCCAACUCGCGGUGCACCCAGGGAUGCAUGAGGCGUGGUGCCAGGGGGAAACGGGAGGCCACGCCUAGCAACCAGCUGCGUCAGGUGUCCGCAGGCCCCAUCUUCCUGCGCAUGCCCGGAGACGAGGACGGCGUCGACUUCUCAGCCAAGAAGAAGUCCUACACGUCCGACGGCUUCGUACAGACCCCGGCACUGACCGUCGCAAUCGCCGCCGCGGUCGGUCUGGCCGUGGUUGUUCUCGGCAUCGCCGCCAUGGCGUUCGUCUACAAGCACCGCCGUGAUAAGAUGGCCUUCCGGUACCAGCCUGUCGAGACUGCGGAGACGUACUAAAGGGCCAGAAACCUUAGUUUCAA
Molecule: messenger RNA, 1058 nt
Organism: Branchiostoma floridae (Florida lancelet)
Lineage: Eukaryota; Metazoa; Chordata; Leptocardii; Amphioxiformes; Branchiostomatidae
Product: ZP domain-containing protein-like
Exons: 5
Coding region: 4-1035 (343 amino acids)
Source: RefSeq, a predicted model, not a curated record